CGGUCUGUGCUGCGUGUACACUGGCUGGCUCGUACGGAAGCCGCGCGGGGUCACUCUCGGUCUGUCUCUUUCUUUCUCUCUCUCUCUCUGUCUACUGGGCCGGCGUGGAAGGCAGGAGGCAGCGAUGGCUCCCAAGGGCGGCAGCGGCGGGGCUCGGCAGCAGUCCGAGGAGGAGCUGCUUCUGCAGGACUUCAGCCGCAACCUCUCGGCCAAGUCCUCGGCGCUGUUCUUUGGCAACGCCUUCAUCGUCUCCGCUAUCCCGAUCUGGUUGUAUUGGCGGAUUUGGCAUAUGGACCUUGUUCAGUCUGCAGUCCUGUACAGUGUAAUGACCCUUGUCAGUACCUACCUGGUUGCUUUUGCCUACAAGAACGUAAAGUUUGUUCUGAAGCACAAAGUAGCUCAGAAGAGGGAAGAUGCUGUUUCCAGAGAAGUCACUCGCAAGCUCUCUGAGGCAGACAACCGGAAGAUGUCACGUAAGGAGAAAGAUGAGAGAAUUUUGUGGAAGAAGAAUGAAGUGGCUGAUUAUGAGGCAACCACGUUCUCCAUCUUCUAUAACAAUACUCUCUUCCUGGUCUUGGUUGUCAUUGCCUCGUUUUUUGUGCUGAAGAACUUCAAUCCCACCGUAAAUUACAUCCUGUCCAUCAGUGCUUCAUCUGGAUUGAUUGCUCUGCUCUCUACUGGCUCUAAGUAAAUGGAAGUGGAUGGGUGACCCUGUCCACUCACACAAAAGCUUGAAAGAUAAGGAGGGGUUGCCUUUCUGCAGCUGAAAACAUGGGAAAUUUGCGGUUUUUAAAAACACGAUAUGGGUGGAAAUGUCCGUUCCAUUUCCUUGAUGAAACAAAAACGACUGCAUUGGAUAUUGUGAAAAGCUUUUGAUGGUUAAAAUUUCUGUGGAAUCUAAGAAUACCAAGUGACCAUCGCAAGAACUGUGCCUGGAGUUCUGCAAGAGGAAUAUUUGGAACAAAUAUUUUGUUACCUGUCAGUAAAAGGAACCUUAUUUUGCUGUAAGCAGUUAUCAUACCUCUUAAUGUUUUGUAACCAUGUUUGAAUAAAGGCAUUUCAAAAAUU
This is a messenger RNA of Eublepharis macularius, 1068 nucleotides long. RefSeq names its product signal sequence receptor subunit 3 (gene SSR3). Lineage: Eukaryota; Metazoa; Chordata; Lepidosauria; Squamata; Eublepharidae. Gene Ontology annotation, biological process: SRP-dependent cotranslational protein targeting to membrane. The transcript is spliced from 5 exons. Bases 125 to 691 code for a protein of 188 amino acids. Gene Ontology annotation, cellular component: endoplasmic reticulum; membrane. The record is from RefSeq and is a predicted model, not a curated record.